Cetraspora pellucida is the source of this 365-nucleotide messenger RNA. Lineage: Eukaryota; Fungi; Glomeromycota; Glomeromycetes; Diversisporales; Gigasporaceae. The record is from the annotation of a GenBank genome assembly.
GUUGUUCGUGGCAAAAGAAACAAAAUAUCGAUCUCGAAAUAUCGAACAAUCUUGAAAAUUACAUUAAAAAGACCGGAAAAGCCGAACAUAUGUUGUGUCGAGCGAUAGACACUCAGAUUAACGGUGGAAAUGCUUUUGGAGAAUUUGCUAUUGAAGUUACUUUAUUUUUUAUUAGAAGUUCGAGAGAUUAUUUGGCGCCUUUUAUGAAUAUUUCGUUUGAAGAAUAUGACAACUUGUUGAAUGAUGCUGAAAGUGAACUAAUUGCUGAAGAUAAUAAAAUAACAUUAAGAAACAAACAACUACUUGUAAGAAAGAAGUAUGUCCUUCUGGAUAAAAUUAUACAUACUGCAUCUAGUGCUAAAUAA